Molecule: messenger RNA, 426 nt
Organism: Angiostrongylus costaricensis
Lineage: Eukaryota; Metazoa; Nematoda; Chromadorea; Rhabditida; Metastrongylidae
Source: the annotation of a GenBank genome assembly
AUUCACGUCUUAGUAAUCACUCAUGGCCAUCUGGACCACUGUGGAAAUAUGUCAUUGUUUCCGCACUCAACUAUAUAUAUGGCUGCUGAUGUAGCCUAUGAAGGAAAAUACAGUACGCUUUCCGAGGUUUCUUUUUCGCUGUGUUCAGAUGGUGACAAUCCGGUUCUUUUAACACCAGAGGUCGAGCUUCGUUCCUGUGCUGGACAUACUGAUCACGACCUUAUUGUGAUUGUGAAUGGUACACAGCAUGGAUGCAUUAUUGUAGCAGGAGAUAUCUUUGAGUAUGCAAACGAUGAUGAAGAUUGGAGGGAAAUGUCUCGCUAUCCAGAGAUGCAAUCAAAGAAUCGUGCAGAAAUCCUGACAUAUGCUGACUGGAUAGUGCCUGGUCAUGGGCCUAUGUUUAAGAAUGAAAAAAGUGACACGUGA